Molecule: messenger RNA, 2369 nt
Organism: Cuscuta europaea
Lineage: Eukaryota; Viridiplantae; Streptophyta; Magnoliopsida; Solanales; Convolvulaceae
Source: the annotation of a GenBank genome assembly
AUUAUUUUCUCUAAAUAAAUGCUCCAAUUAAUAGACAUAAGUCUUGGGACAUAUUUAUAAUUCUCUUCUUUUAUCUGUUUAGUAUAAAUAUACCAUCACAGCACCCUAUUGGGUAAGCCAUUAUUCCAUAAUAUUUCAUAUGGUAUCAGACGAUUAGGUUUUCCUUUUUUUCUUCCGCUAAAUAUGGCGCACGACUCUUUUGCCUCCACCAUCCCUACCGCCGCUAUGGAGCCUUCCAUUACUGUUCAGGCUUCUUCUUCAGCAGUUCUUCAUGAUAGUACGAUGCCCUACUCCUCUCAGGUGCAGCCGAUGCCCCCCAUGGAUAUAUCUUCUCCGUUUGUUCGCCGCCAUGGUCCCCUGUCUGACCCUGUUUUACCAGCACCGGACUCCUACAAAAUGUUUGGCAUGCCUCAGUCUUUCUCAUGGACAUGCAUCGCCUCUUGUCAUGCCUGCUAUGCCUUCUCUGCCGCCACUCCAUGCUCCGAUUGGUCCUUCUCCUUCGUUGAUCAUGACUUCUUCUUCCCCGAGUACUACUAUGGCGUCCAGCAGUCAGGUGUCACCUCCGGCUCUCUUUACGGGCUCCACCUUCUCCGGUCAGCCUGGCACAUCUCCUCUCCUGCCACACCAGUUCGGGACAUCGCCAGUCUUCUUGGAGUUAUCGAUGGGUCUGUUUCAGCACCGCCACAGCUUAUUCCUGAUGUACAUCGGAGGGAGGUUCUAAAUCCAGAGUAUCAUUACUGGCUUAAAAUCGAUCAAGCUGUCCGUUCGUGGAUUUUUACUACUUUAUCUCGAGACAUUUUAAUGGAGGUAUAUGAUUUAAAAUUUUCUGCAUGCAUUUGGCAAUGUCUCGAAACUCGGUUUAUGUUUGCCUCUCUUGCUCGGUCUAUGGAGCUUAAACGCCAGCUGUCCCAUAUUAAAAAGAAUGAGUCUCAGUCCAUAGAUCAAUAUCUUUUGGAAAUUCAAAUACUGGUUGAUAAUCUGAAUUCUAUAAAUUCACCGGUGAGCAAUCGUGAUUUAAUUGAGUACACCAUCCUCGGUUUGGGACUCGAUUAUGAGUCUUUGAUUACGACUCUUUCAUAUAUUCCGGGCGAAGUCACUCUUGAGACAUUGCGGCCUAUUCUUCAAACCUAAGAACAACGAAUUAAGUUUCUCCGUUCACAAGAAUCUGCCCCAACUCAUCAGGCCUUCGCAGCUCCAGCAAUUCCAGCAGCACCAGCGGCUGCUAACCGAGGGGGUGUAGCUCCAAUUGCACGUGGACAGGGGGCGGGCGCAAGGAGGGCGUGGUUAUCGCGGUGGACGUGGUCAUGGACAGCGAGGUAGAGGUCGUGGUUAUGGUGCUCCAUUUCAAUAUCAUCAUGCAGGGCCUGGAAAUCAGCAUCCCCCUUUACUUCCACUACCUCGGUUCGGCCAGGCUCCUGGACAACUUCAUUAUGGUCAGCCUCGGGCACCGGCUCCUAGAAAUUCAAUUGCGGUAUUGAGUAAUACUUUGUCUGGUUAUUCGUACUUAAACUACUUUCCUGCUUGUGGUACUAACAAUGUCAGUGCAGGUUUUCCAUAUGUGGAUAAUAGUCACUUUCCUCCACCUCCAGUUAUCUGCCAAAUCUGUUUCUCUCCAGGUCAUUCAGCACUCACUUGUCCUCAUUAUGUUGGUUCAUCUCCGUCGGCCCAUGCCACUCUUCCUUCGGGUGAGACCAAUGUUGCUGUGUGGUACCCUGAUUAAGGGACAUCUACUCAUAUGACUCCUCAUGAAGAUAUUUGCAGGGCACUGUGGACUAUGGGUUGUGGCUGCAGUCCAAUUGUGAUAUUUCUCUCAUUAUUGCUUAUUCAGAUGCAGAUUGGGCCGGUUGCCCGAUAGCAGUCUCUCGACCACUGGUUAUGCUAUUUUUCUGGGUCCCAAUUUAAUUUCAUAGCGGUCCAAGAAGCAACCCACUGUACGUCUCAAAAUCCUCUGCUGAAGCAGAGUAUAGAGUUAUAGCAUAUAUAGUCCAGGACGCUUUAUUUAUUCGCUCCUCGAUGGCCGAGAUGGAUCUUGACAUUUCGUCUCAUGUUCAGCUUCAUUGUGAUAAUGUCUCUGCUACAUAUUUGGCUGUGAAUCCUAUUCAGCAUGAUCGCAGCAAGCACAUCAAGAUUGAUUAUCAUUUUGUUCGCGAACGCGUUGCUCAUGGAGAUCUUGUUGUCAAAUAUGUUCCCACUCAUAUACAACUAGCCGAUUUUUUUACUAAAAAUUUAUCUAGUCAACGUUUUGAGUUUUUAAGAUCCAAUCUGCGUGUUGUUUCCCCUGCACAAAUUGAGAAGGUGUAAUAGAUAUAAAUCUUGGGACAUAUUUGUAAUUCUUUUCUUUUAUCUGUUUAGUAUAAAUAUACCAUCAC